AAAUACGCGUCUCUGAGAUCUGUCUGUAUUCCUAGACCUUCUUCUUCCUCAUCACGCUCUUCGAGGCCAUUGAAGAUCAUUAGCCUGAAUUGAACCAUGAAGUUCCAAGCCCUGAUAUUACAGCCCUUGUCACAAAGCCUGAGACUUCCUGGGUGGAGGAGGCAUGUUUCCGAAAGCUGCGUUUAAAAGAAAGGAAAGCAAAAGAAAGAAGAGGAUGACGACGUGGUUGAUGAGAAGUGGCAUUCCUACAGACUACAAGGGAAAGCGUAUAUUCAAGGCAUGAUGAACGGUGAGGCGAUUUGAGAGCAUAUCAUCAACCGGCCAAGAAAGAGAUGUAUGGAGAUUCGAUGAAGGUCUGGAGGCCUGACAGGCGAGUGUCAGAGCAAUCACGACCGACCGUUGGUGCGAUGCCAGGACUUACGUAUGCGCUCCUUCUCAGACAUGUUUUGGGAUAGGGCAGCUUCCUAGCCCGACAAUUACCCUCCUGCGGAGACACUGUCCACGACUAUUUUCUCAUGGAUCAUCGCAACUCAAUCUUAUACUCACCAUCGACAUUCCAUGUCCGAAAGUAUUUUCUCGAGCCUCAUCAGGUCCGAAAAGUUCGCAGCUAAACGCCACGCGCCAGCAUGGACACUACGUACCUCCACAGGCUUCGCUUAGGCCUUGUCCUGACCUCGGUCACGCUUCCAUACUUUUGCUCCUCCCUGGAUAGAGCAUUCAUCGGCACGGUGCUGCCGGACAUUACCGACCACUUCAAGUCUAUUUCGGACAUUGGUAUGUACCGGGCCGCAUAGGAAGCUUCUUUGAAAGGCUAACCGAACUUCGUUGCAUAUUACAAUGCUGUGGUGCAUGGACUUGCCGCUUUUCUGGGUCCGAUGCUCGCAGGAGCGCUGGCAACCAAGAACAAUCGGCGGUGGUGCUUUGCUGUCAAUGACUUGAUUGGUGUAUUGGGAAUUGGGAAUUAUUGGGGUGCUUGCGUUCUUCCAUACUGGGGAUACAAAACCAGGAUCCCCGGGACGGCUGGAACAACUUUCGAUGGUGGAUAUAUCGGACAUAUUCCACCGUUCCCUGGCGAUAUGAUGUUUUUCGACCUGGCUCUGUAUCUCGGGGAUCGGCACGGCCUGGUUUUCUUCUCGUGGCAUUUUCAACAUGAUGAGUACAUGUUUCGCGGCUAUGAGAUGCGCCAUGCUGUUGUUUGUUGUUGAAGACUUGGCGGUCUUCAGGUUGAGAGCAAAGAAUCGCACUCUCUCCGGCAGUCUCCAUGUGUUCUUCAUGUCUGGGGGUGUUGCAGUUUUGCAGUACUAUCGCUGGAACCAGGAAUGUCGAUUCUUCCAUUCACACUGGCAACUGCUUUCUCCUUUACAUGCUUUACUCGUGCGGUUGGUCAACAAGAAGGCACCCGUUAUCCAUUCGCGUCAUGCAUGUCGUGGUUACAGGGUUGUUUGGAAUUACGUUCACAACCAUGUUUGCGCCCUUGACCGCAGAAACACAGCGGAUUGCACCCCAGAUUGUCCUUGGUUUAGGCGCUGGGAUGGGCUCAUCUUUGGAUCCCAAUACCAUUUCACGGGCAAGCCUUGGUUCAGCAGAUUCGACGGAGGCAACAGUGGCGAUUAUGUUCUCUUCAUGGCCUCGGCGCAGCUAUAG
This is a messenger RNA of Podospora pseudocomata, 1644 nucleotides long. RefSeq lists its product as uncharacterized. Lineage: Eukaryota; Fungi; Ascomycota; Sordariomycetes; Sordariales; Podosporaceae. The coding region runs from base 1150 to 1644 and encodes 164 amino acids. The transcript has 2 exons. The record is from RefSeq and is a predicted model, not a curated record.